Messenger RNA from Hibiscus syriacus, 582 nucleotides. RefSeq names its product sulfite exporter TauE/SafE family protein 2-like. The transcript is spliced from 3 exons. The record is from RefSeq and is a predicted model, not a curated record. Bases 17 to 571 code for a protein of 184 amino acids. Gene Ontology annotation, biological process: protein ubiquitination. Gene Ontology annotation, cellular component: membrane; Cul4A-RING E3 ubiquitin ligase complex. NCBI's taxonomy places the organism in Eukaryota, Viridiplantae, Streptophyta, Magnoliopsida, Malvales, Malvaceae.
GCAGGGUAUUAUACCAAUGAAGCCUUGUGGAGUAAGAUAUUGGGCUCUCUCAUUGUUCCAAAUUCCACUUGCUAUAGGUUUUACUGCAUGGAUCCUCUGUGGAAAAGAGCCUAUAGCGAGCCAGGGUCCAAAUAAACAGGAGGUUAACAAACUUAUUUUCCCUCUAAUGGCUCUAAUGGCUGGAGGCUUGGGUGGAGUUUUUGGAAUCGGGGGUAGAGUGCUGAUAAGCCCACUUCUUCUUCAAGUUGGGGUAGCCCCUGUGGUAACGGCAGCUACUUGUUCCUUCAUGGUUUUCUUCUCGUCCACAAUGUCUGCGUUUCAGUAUUUAUUGUUGGGCAUGGAGCAAACCAGGACCGCCCUUGUAUUCUCAGUCAUUUGUUUCGUAGCAUCGCUUCUCGGACUAGUGGUGGUGCAGAAAGCCAUAAAAGAAUUCGGGAGAGCAUCACUAAUCGUGUUCUCGGUCGGUAUCGCAAUGGCACUGAGUGCCGUUUUGAUGACUAGCUUCCGAGUUCUUGAUGUUUGGGAGGACUAUAGAUCACAGAGUUAUAUGGGAUUCAAACUACAAUGCUGAAAAUCAACUUU